AUGAAGUUGAAACUUAUAAUCAAUGGGUAUGAAUCUCCCGAGGACUACAAACUGCUAAGGACAACCAUCUCCACUGUGAAUGCCCUGAGGAAGACUGCCAUUCUAAGGUUUACCGAUGAGCGAUUGACAAUUAUAUCGACUCCAAAAUCACCGUUUAACAGUGGUGAGAGUACCGUAUUGCAUGGGGAUAAUGGGCAGUUGUGGUGCACGAUACCAAGGGACGUUUUCAGCCUGUACAACGUGAUGUCGAUCAGAGAGAUGAACACAAUAACCAUGGAAUUCAACUGUGCGUCCCUGUGGAGUGUCUUCCAGCGGUACGAAAGGGCAAUGAACCAGGGGUCGAGCUCGAGUAUGGUGUGGAAGCUACAAAAUGUGCCGGAGUGGAAAGUGAACGAGUUCAGCGGCAGUACCGAUGAGGAGUACGUUGCCAAUAGAAGACGCGCAAAUAUCAUAUACGGGCUGACCAUUACAUUUGAAGAGAUGGUACAAACGCUUGAGAACGGUUCCGCAUCUGCGACCACGGGCGGCCCUGACGAAGACGGGAACAUAAAUGCGACGACAACAACCACUGUGAGAGGGAACAACAACAUUAUAGUGCAUUCGUUCAAGAUACCCGUUAGGGUUCUGUACAAAGUGCAGGAUCUGCGAAUGAAGGAACCAAUGAUGCCCGUGGAGCCCCUUAUUCUGAAACUCCCCUCGAUAAGCAGUGAGUUCGGCACCCCGUUCCACCAUUUCAUGAAGAGGGUGCAUCGGUAUUCCAACGUUUACAAUAUACGGCUGAAAGCUCUACAUCGACUACGAGACAGUAACGAUCCUGCAGCUCCGAACAACGUCCAAUUGAACAUUGCAGUCAACGAGCUGGAAUGGAGCCUGAACAUUGGUUGGAACGGUCCCCUGGACGUAUCAUUCGAUCCCAAUGAACGGGACCGCGAGGAGAGCAAAAACCGCCCCUCGGCGUCCUCCCCCAACGAGGUGAUGGUCCCAUCAACGCUGCAGAGUACCGAGGGGACCAAUCUAAACAUUGUCACACCGUACACUGGUGACGCCACAACAGCGGAGGAGGCAGAUAUGUUGCGGGUGGAGGACAGCGAGAUGUCUAUCGCGUAUAGGCCACACGCACUCGCCCACGAAAAUGUCCCCGAAAGCGCACGCGGGACACCAGCGGGCCCAACCAGAACCGCAUUGGAGGAAAUCUCCGCGUACGUCGAGCAAGCGGAAAGAGAGAGCGUGUCCCAAUCGGAGAUUAUCCUCAAAAGUAAAGACUGGAAAGUUUGUACAAGACUUUACACUGCGUUCGACGAUGUGCUGCUGGCCAUCGUGCACAACCAGUGCUGCCUGUUUCACUGCUCCCUCGAACGGGGUGAGCCGGAGGACUCACAGCUGGACGCCUCGGAGACCAGAGAGAAAGGACAGAUCAUAUAUUACAUGAUACGCUCGAAGCCGCUGUAG
This is a messenger RNA of Huiozyma naganishii CBS 8797, 1449 nucleotides long. It is a transcript of the gene MEC3, whose product is annotated as Mec3p. Lineage: Eukaryota; Fungi; Ascomycota; Saccharomycetes; Saccharomycetales; Saccharomycetaceae. Gene Ontology annotation, cellular component: checkpoint clamp complex; site of double-strand break. The record is from RefSeq and is a predicted model, not a curated record. Gene Ontology annotation, biological process: nucleotide-excision repair; telomere maintenance; meiotic DNA integrity checkpoint signaling. The coding region runs from base 1 to 1449 and encodes 482 amino acids. The transcript has a single exon.